AUGGAAGAUCUCUUGAGCCGUUUGCCACUGGACGAGAAAGUGCUACUACUUACAGCUCGUGCUAGUCCCUAUGGAAAUAUGAGUACGAUAGGUCUUCCAGAGUAUAAUUGGGGUGCUAAUUGUGUCCAUGGAGUCCAGUCCACAUGUGGCACAAAUUGUGCAACGUCGUUCCCGAGUCCCGUCAAUAUGGGGGCAAUUUUUGAUCCAGAAGCAGUUUUUAACAUGACACAAGUCAUUGGCUGGGAACUACGUGCUCUGUGGCUUGAAGGAGCUAGAGAGAACUAUGCUUUAGGUCCUCACUUGGGACUUGAUUGCUGGUCUCCUAAUAUUAACAUUAACAGAGAUCCUCGAUGGGGACGUAACAUGGAGACACCGUCAGAAGAUCCACUGGUCAAUAGCAGGUAUGGCGUCGCCUAUACUAAAGGGUUGCAGGAGGGCAAAGACAGUCGUUUCUUGCAGGCAGCCGUGACGUUGAAACACUAUGCGGCGUAUUCAUACGAAUCCUACGGCGGAAUUGACCGCAGGGCUUUUAAUGCUGUCGUGUCGAAAUUUGACUUUGCAGACACGUACUUGCCGGCAUUCCAGGCAUCGAUCCUGGAAGGCAAGGCCAAGGGGAUCAUGUGUUCGUACAAUCGUGUUAACGGCAUACCCAUGUGUGCCAAUGAAGAGCUGAAUACCAAGUUGCUGCGUGACGCACUGGGGUUUGAUGGCUAUAUCACGAGUGAUUCAAGUGCGAUUGAAGGAAUAUACCGCUAUAAUCAUACCAAGUCGUUGUGUGAAGCGGGACGGCUUGCAAUUUUAUCUGGAACGGAUGUCAACAGUGGCAGUGUGUACAAGAAGUGUUUGGCAGAGCUUGUGGCUAGUGGACAGGUGUCUGAAAAGGCCGUAGACGAUGCAGUUAGAAGGACACUGAAGAUCCGGUUUGAGCUAGGCUUAUUUGAUCCCAUCGACGAUCAGCCGUACUGGCAUGUGCUACCAAGCGAGGUGAACACGGCUGAAUCCAAGCAACUAAGUCUUAACCUUACACGUAAAUCGCUGGUUUUACUGCAGAACCACGGCAAUAUUUUGCCACUACGCAAAGACAAAAAGCUAGCAGUAAUUGGGCCGCAUGCGAAGGCGAAACGUGCUCUACUUGGUAACUAUCUGGGUCAAAUAUGCCACGGUGACUACUUAGAUGUUGGGUGUGUCCAGACACCACUGGAAGCGAUUACCGAUGUCGUUGGUAAAAGUAACAUCUUGUACGCCGAAGGGUGCGGUAUUAAUGACACGUCUACCGCCGACUUUGACGCCGCUAAAGCAGCUGCACAAGAAGCGGAUUUUGUUGUUUUCUUCCUGGGCAUCGACACGUCCAUUGAACGCGAGGGGCGAGAUCGUGAGAACAUUGAUAUGCCCGAUAUUCAGAUGCAGCUUCUUAAGCAAGUUCGUCGUGUUGGCAAGCCCACAGUUGUUGUGCUGUUAAACGGCGGCGUGGUGGGUGCUGAGGAACUCAUCUUGUACACAGAUGCUGUUUUAGAGGCGUUCUAUCCUGGAUUCUUCGGUGCCCAAGCCGUGAGCGACAUUCUUUUUGGAGACGCUGUCCCAAGUGGCAAGUUGCCUGUUACCAUGUACCCGUCCAACUAUAUUGAUAAGGUGGACAUGAAGAGUAUGAGCAUGACUAUAUACCCUGGCCGCUCCUAUCGCUUCUACCAGGAGGUGCCUGUGUUUCCGUUUGGCUGGGGACUGAGCUACACUAUAUUUACGUUAGCUUUGGCUAAUGCGAGUAAUGUGGCGGGCUCGAACGAAGCUCUUGUGGUGACACGUAAUUUGGACCAGACCAUUACCGUCAUUGUAUCGAAUGACGGUAAUUUUGCUGGAGAUGAAGUCGUGUUUGCAUUCUUCCGUCCAGUAGAUUUGGACGUGACCGGCACAGCUGCUUUACUGAAUGAACAGUUGUUUGACUACCGUCGCGUGAGUCUGAGACCCGCGAAGUAUUGUAAGCUCAGUUUCCGUAUUGAGCAACGAACUUUUGCGAUGGUGGAUGAUAUGGGCAAUCAGGUCAGCAUUCCUGGUUUUUAUGAAGUCAUUUUAUCGAACGGGGUGUAUGAGCGUCUGACGUUUGCCGUUCACUUGGUCGGACAAUAUGAAACGCUGAACUACUUUCCGACGGACGAAAGAUACGUCCGGACGCCAGUUUAG
Peronospora belbahrii is the source of this 2175-nucleotide messenger RNA. Lineage: Eukaryota; Oomycota; Peronosporomycetes; Peronosporales; Peronosporaceae. The record is from the annotation of a GenBank genome assembly.